This is a messenger RNA of Spathaspora passalidarum NRRL Y-27907, 2704 nucleotides long. RefSeq lists its product as uncharacterized. The record is from RefSeq and is a predicted model, not a curated record. The coding region runs from base 1 to 2667 and encodes 888 amino acids. NCBI's taxonomy places the organism in Eukaryota, Fungi, Ascomycota, Pichiomycetes, Serinales, Debaryomycetaceae. Gene Ontology annotation, cellular component: endosome membrane; fungal-type vacuole membrane; PAS complex. Gene Ontology annotation, biological process: positive regulation of kinase activity; phosphatidylinositol biosynthetic process. The transcript has a single exon.
AUGUCAGAAGGGAAAAUUCUUGAUGCAUCAUUAAUCAAGGAUCUAUCCAAUCACAUCUAUGAAAAGCGUAAGGCUACGGCGUUCCAAAUUGAAACUCUCACCAAGGCAGCGUUGUCUCGUAAUGACAGUCAAACAAUCUAUCGAAUCAUCAAUGAGUUGACUGAAUUGACCAACAGUGGUACCAAUUCUGCCAAAAUGGGGGCAAUCACGGCAUUAGGGAGCGUUUCUGUCGCCCUUGGUCUGUUUGCCAUUGCCUACUUUUUAGAAGAAAUUAUCAAGCCGAUAUUUGCUACGUUUAGAGAUACUGAUGCUCGGGUCAGGUAUUAUGCCUGUGAAUCACUUUAUAACAUUGCCAAGAUUGCCCGAGGUGAGAUUUUACUUUAUUUCAAUGAAGUGUUUGAUAUUUUGUGCAUUUUAGUAACUGACUCCGAAUCUUCAGUCAAGAAUGCUGCCGAUAUCUUGGAUAGAUUGAUCAAGGAUAUCGUCAGUGCCAAGUCUACCAAUUACGUGUCGAUCUUACAACAAGAUCAAGAAGACCAACAAAAUGAAAUCAAGAGUCAUUUAGUCGAUGCCCAGGGAGUGGCUAUCCAAGUAAACAAUCCCCAGGAUCCACAAAAGGCAUUUUCACUUCCAAAGUUUAUUCCUAGUUUAUUGGAAAGAAUGUACACGAUUGAUCCGUUUGCCAAGAAGUUCUUGUUGAGUUGGAUUGAAUUGUUUGAUGAUAUCCCACUGUUGGAAUUAAUUUCGUUCUUGCCUAAUAUUUUAGAACCGUUGAUUAAAUUUUUGUUUAAUAAUUCUCCAAGUGAUGUCCGAUUGGAGACGGAGAAUUUAUUGAAUGUGUUGUUGAAGGAGAUUAAAUCUAUCGCAAAGGUCAAGUAUCAAGUCAAGAAAAAGCAGCUCGAGCAGAGGAAAAAAGACGGAGACGAAGGUGACUCCAAGGAUGUAUCGGAAGACACCAAGGAUGAGAAAACCCAAGAAGAAGCAAAACCAAAAGAGGAUCAACAAGAAAAAGAGGCCAACCAAGACGAAUUAGAAGAGGAAGAAGACGAAGACGCCUCAAUUAAAUCCCUGGAUACAACAGUCAUUAGAACCACACCUCAAACUAAAUCCGAACCAAAAAACCCCGAAGGUGAAGUGUUCCUUAUUGGUCAAGACAUAUUCAUUGAUCAUACCAAAAUCAUUCACAUUCUAUUAUCAUUCUUGAAAUCGUUUGAAAAUGAAACCAAGAAUGAGUUCGCCAAUGAACCUCAUGAAAUCUACUGUCAAGUUCAAUUCAUUGCUUUGAAAUGGUUACGCGAAAUAUUAGAUAUUUCUCCAACAGGGAUCCUUAGAUUGUUCCCUGAUACGUUAUCCAUAGUAAUGAAGAAUAUUGCCAUCACGGACUCAGAGCGUGAUUUCGAACUUCGUGAUUCGUUCCUUAAUUUCAGUUUAGCAUUGCAAGAAUUCUUGAACAAGUUCAAUCAUCAAAACGGGAACCGCGAAGAGGAUUUGAUUCUUGGAAUAACUCAGGAAGUAAGUGACGAUUUUAAUGAAGUUCAGUUGCCAAAGACUAUUAAUGCUAUAAUCAAACAGUUCCUAGGGUCUACCAAUGAAUUAUCGAGAAUAACUUCAUUACAAUGGUUGAUCUUUAUCUACUCGAGAACUCCACAAGAGUUCCUUGAAGUAUUUGUAUCACCACUGACAACUUUUGAUUUAACUGAUUUGUUGAAAUAUUCAAAUGAUUCAAGUAAUGAAGUGAUUUUUAAAGUAUUGCAAUUGUUAGCAAAAAUCUCAGAGUCAAAUCAAGAGUUCUUUAAAAGUUUCAUUAUUAAACUAAUUAAACUAUUUGAACAGGAAAGCCAUGAAAAAUCCCAUCGAGUUAAAGUUGACUUUAUAAUUAGAAAAUUGUGUGUUAGUCUUGACUCGGAAAUAAUAUUCACUACGUUAUCAGAAGUUUUAACCACCAUGGUUGAUGACGAUUUGGAGUUCUUGAAUAUGAUGAUUGUCACAUUAAACAAUAUCUUGUUAACGGCCCAGGAAUUGCUUAACUUCCGCAAGAAGCUUAAGAAUCUUGACGUGUAUAAGCUUGAAGAUUGGCAAUUGUUUGCUUCAUUAUUCCAAAGUUGGUGCCAUAACGCUCCAAGUGCUUUAUCGUUAUGUUUAUUAACUUCUAAUUAUGAAUUAGCAUUCCUAAUCAUCAAGAAUCUUUCCGAACUGGAAGUUACAUUCCAAUUAUUAACUCAAUUGGAUGUGCUUAUUCAGUUGUUGGAAUCGCCAAUUUUCUUGAAGUUGAGAUUGCAAUUGUUAGAGCCAGAAAAACACCCAUAUUUGUACAAGACAUUGUAUGGAUUGCUCAUGAUCAUCCCACAGUCAUCAACGUAUACUACUUUGAGAAAUAGAUUGACUACAGUGUCAAGUUUGACACAUACUGGUAUGAUAGCUACUGCUGCUACAGCUGGCUCUUCCACAUCGGUAUUAACAACCCCGGUGUCUACGCCAAGUGCAGGAGUAGUGUCAACGACCGGGGCAAUCACGUCUCAAUUGCUGAUCAAGAGGAAACGAAUUUAUGAAAUGUUGGACAAGUUUACCAAAGUACAAGAUAAACAUGAAGAGUACACCACAAACAAAGUCGGAUAUCAAGAAUCAAACUAUGAAGGUAGUAUUGCUGCUGUAAACCUGAUAAAGUAAAUACUUCAUUUUAAAUAUAAAUUUAACAUUUUGUAAA